Triticum dicoccoides is the source of this 1611-nucleotide messenger RNA. RefSeq names its product probable protein S-acyltransferase 7. Gene Ontology annotation, biological process: protein targeting to membrane; peptidyl-L-cysteine S-palmitoylation. The transcript has 3 exons. Gene Ontology annotation, cellular component: endoplasmic reticulum; Golgi apparatus. Lineage: Eukaryota; Viridiplantae; Streptophyta; Magnoliopsida; Poales; Poaceae. The record is from RefSeq and is a predicted model, not a curated record. Bases 76 to 1344 code for a protein of 422 amino acids. Gene Ontology annotation, molecular function: protein-cysteine S-palmitoyltransferase activity.
CGGCGCCGGCGCCACCCACCGCCUCUACCAAGUUUGGAGGGGAAGGAAUGUAUGUCAAUGAUCAUUGAUUAGUUCAUGUGUUCCAAAGGGAGGGUGGCCUCCAUUAGUUCAUUCGAUCAAUCUUGUACCUGGCAGAAAUUUCUUUGUGGCGGGCGGUGCAUCUUCGGCCCUGACGCCAACUCCAUCUUUCUAUCUGUGUCUCUCAUCAUGACGCCGCUCGCGCUCUUCGUGGCCUUCGUCUCGUUCCGCCUCGCCGAGCUCAUGGGGAAGCCGCUCGGCCCCUUCGUUCCAAGGACAGCCAUGGCCGUCGGCGCAUUCGAUCUUAUAGUGUUGGUGCUCACGUCAGGGCGAGAUCCCGGGAUCAUCCCGCGGAACACGAAGCCGCCGGAUCCCGAAGACCUCCAGUUGGACGGCUUGGCGUCCCCAAUGGCCGGAGCGCCAUCGUCGGGGACACUUCCGCCGACGCGUGACGUGUACGUGAACGGCAUGGUGGUGAAGGUGAAGUACUGCCACACGUGCAUGCUGUACAGGCCGCCGCGCUGCUCUCACUGCUCUGUCUGCAACAAUUGCGUGGAGCGCUUCGACCACCACUGCCCCUGGGUCGGCCAGUGCAUCGGCAAGAGAAAUUACAGGUUCUUCUUCAUGUUCAUCUCGUCGACGACGUUCCUUUGCCUCUACGUGUUCGUGUUCUGCUGGGUGAACCUGGUCCUCAUCACGCGGAAGUACGGGUGCAGCCUGGGCGGCGCCAUCGUGGAGUCGCCGGUUUCGGGAUUCCUCAUCUUCUACACCUUCAUCACGUCCUGGUUCGUGGGCGGGCUCACGGCGUUCCACACCUACCUCGCCAGCACCAACCAGACCACCUACGAGAACUUCCGGUACCGGUACGAGGGAAAGUCCAACCCGUACGACCGCGGCGCGGCGCGGAACCUCGUCGAGAUCUUCCUGUCGCCGAUCCCGGCGAGCAAGAAUGACUUCCGGCAGAUGGUCGUCGUCGACCCCGAAACGCUCUUGUACGGCCCGCCCUCGAUGGCCUACUCCUACUCCUUCGGCAUGCUGUCGUCGUCCAAGAAGAGCUUCAACACCCAAGCCAGCCUCAGCUUCGACAUGGGCAAGCCGAGCUUUGACCUCGGAGCUGGAUACAGCGUCAAGCGCACCAGCAUCGGCUCCUCCAACUUCGGCGACAUAUACAAUCCUACCGGUGAUGGCGUGGAUGCCGCGGCGCACCAGCAGCCGCGGCACAACAUCUUCGCUGGCGGGAGGUUUCAGGGAAGCAAGAAGGUGGCGGAAGACUCGGAGUCGGUCGUGACCGACGUCCCCACGGCGGGCUACACCACUGCCGGCUGACCACAUGGGAGGGAGUUCGAGGCCGUGUGACGGAUGAUCGACCCGAGCGCAUGCAGGUGAUGCCCGUUCGAUCUUGGUUUGGGUAGGGUCGUAGGGAGGGAGCGCGAUGCGGCGCGAGUUUGAAAUUUUGGUCGCUCUCGCUCGCGGGUGUUGUGUUGGACCGGCCGGCGUGCGGCGGUAGCUUGAUCUCAGCUUCCCCUCCCCAUGUCUGCGCUCAGAUGUGAUCGAUGGACGUUUUUAGAAUAGUAUCCUGCUACAUUGACUGUA